This is a messenger RNA of Phytophthora infestans T30-4, 273 nucleotides long. RefSeq lists its product as uncharacterized. The record is from RefSeq and is a predicted model, not a curated record. The coding region runs from base 1 to 273 and encodes 90 amino acids. Lineage: Eukaryota; Oomycota; Peronosporomycetes; Peronosporales; Peronosporaceae. The transcript has a single exon.
AUGGCAGGUUAUGACUGGGCUCUCUCACAUAGUUUCGACCAAUCACACUACGAGAAUCGUAUGAGUGUCGGCGUGGUGCAACGCGACAUCGAGUGCAAAAGAUCAGACGUCCGGCGUCGUCGACGUCGAAUCAGUGCCAAGGGUCGCGACGUCGACAGCUCUACUUGGGAGACGCUUGAAAUCGAUCUCGUUUAUCCAUGGUGGGCGUCACAUAUCUGGUUCGAGUUGUUUGAAAAGAAUGACAGUGGCGAGCAACUUCCUUUUUUGUGUUGA